Sesamum indicum (sesame) is the source of this 2046-nucleotide messenger RNA. RefSeq names its product pectinesterase. Lineage: Eukaryota; Viridiplantae; Streptophyta; Magnoliopsida; Lamiales; Pedaliaceae. The record is from RefSeq and is a predicted model, not a curated record. Gene Ontology annotation, molecular function: enzyme inhibitor activity; pectinesterase activity. Gene Ontology annotation, biological process: cell wall modification.
UCAAUAACGGCCCACCCUCCCCGUGUCUUAUAUUGGACAGACGAUUAUACAAUUUUGCAAGAAAUCUUACUAGAUAGGCUUUCUGCCUUACCACCGACAAAGCACACAUACCACUCCUCUGCAUUGGUCUAUUUUCCCGGAAGCCAUGGAAAAUGUGCAGCCACGAAAGUACAAAACCAACCCAAAAAUCUUCCUCCUGACAGCAUUCGCAUCUCUGCUGGUGGUGGCCGUUAUAUCCAUCGCAGUUGUCCAAUCCCACAAGAAUCACCCCAACCACGGCGGAGAUGCGGUGGUCAAGACCACCUGCGCCGCCACAUUGUACCCGAAACUGUGUGUUUCCACCAUUAAUGCGGCAGCCACGGCAGCCUCGGUCGCCAUAAAGAGCAGCAAGGACGUCUUAAUCACUGCUCUCAACUACACCAUCUCCACUGUGGAGAGAAACUACUUCACCGUGAAGAAACUUGGGCGCAGCCGCAAGUCGCUGACGACCCGCGAGAAGGGAGCGCUCCAUGACUGCCUGGAAAUGAUCGACGACACGCUGGAUGAGCUCCGGCGGAGCGCCGCCGAACUGAAAGAUUUCGGGUUCAAGAACUACUCUUUGGCCGAUCAUAAAGAGAAUCUGAUGAUCCUUUUGAGCGCGGCGCAGACGAAUCAGGAGUCUUGCCUCGAUGGGUUCUCCCACGAUAAAGCUGAUAAGGUGGUCCGCCGGGCUCUGGUCGUCGGGCAGAUGCACGUUUUCCGGCUUGUCAGCAAUGUGAUGGCCAUAAUCAAGAAUUUGACGGAUACUGAAAUGGCUAAGAAUUCGUACUCUUCGCCGGAGAGGAGGCUUGGAGAGAAUACCAACUCUGAGUGGCCUGAAUGGUUGUCGGCCGGAGACAGACGUCUGCUUCAGGCCUCGACGGUGACUCCUGAUGUCACGGUGGCGGCUGACGGGAGUGGUAAUUUUAGGACGGUUUCAGCGGCGGUGGCGGCUGCGCCGGGAGGAAGCAGCAGGAGGUACGUGAUUAGGAUUAAAGCUGGAGUGUACAGAGAGAACGUGGAAAUCCCGAGGAGUAAGACGAACUUAAUGUUCGUCGGAGAUGGGCGGACGACCACCAUCAUUACCGGGAACCGGAACGUCGUGGAUGGUAGCACCACCUUCAAUUCCGCCACCGUUGCGGUAGUGGGCGACAGGUUCCUGGCCCGGGACAUCACCUUCCAGAACACUGCCGGGCCGUCGAAGCACCAGGCGGUAGCCCUCCGCGUGAACGCUGAUCUCUGUGCCUUCUACCGGUGCGACAUGCUGGCCUACCAGGACACUCUCUACGUUCACUCCCUCCGCCAGUUCUACACUGGCUGCAUUAUCGCCGGAACAGUCGACUUCAUCUUCGGCAACGCCGCCGCCGUCCUCCAAAACUGCGACAUCCAUGCCCGUCGCCCAAAUGCCGGCCAGCGCAACAUGGUCACCGCCCAAGGCCGCGACGAUCCCAACCAGAACACUGGAAUCGUCAUCCAGAAAUGCAGAAUCGGGGCCACCUCCGAUCUGAGGCCUGUGCAGAGCAGCUUCCCGACCUACCUCGGUAGGCCCUGGAAGGAGUAUUCCAGGACCAUCGUCAUGCAGACCGAUAUAAGCAAUGUCAUCAACCCGGCAGGAUGGUACGAGUGGAAUGGGAAUUUUGCGUUGAACACGUUGUUCUACGCCGAGUAUCAGAACACGGGCGCUGGCGCCGGAACAUCGAACAGGGUGACCUGGAGGGGGUUCAGAGUACUAACUAGUGCGGCGGAGGCUCAACCUUUCACGGCCGGGAGGUUUAUCGCCGGCGGGAACUGGCUGGGAGCCACAGGGUUUCCGUUUUCUCUCGGGCUUUGACGAAUUAAUCCCUAGUCCAUUGGAUGCUGCAGCGGCAUUGUUGUUAAUAUGCUCAUAUCUUUUGAUGCGCAUCCGUUUCCAGGUUGCACGCCGGUGAAUAAUUCGGUUCUGUUUAAGACUGAUUGUUCGACAGUAAGUUUUAAUAAGAAACCGCGGCAUUUGGAAAUAAAUUAUAUAAAAGAUUGUAAUUUAAACAA